AUGGGCGACUCAGGCAACACAGAUGAGAAGAAGAACAUUGUCAUCGUUGGUGGUGGCAUUAUUGGCUCUUCCGCUGCCUAUUUUCUGACUCGCCACUCGUUAUACAACCCAGCUCAGCACAAGAUUACUCUUCUCGAAGCGACUUCGAUCGCAUCUGCCGCCUCUGGGAAAGCGGGAGGCUUGUUGGCGUUAUGGGCUUAUCCUAAAUCACUGGUUCCACUCAGUUUCCGUCUUCACAAGGAGUUGGCUGAUGAGCAUGGAGGCAAAGACCGCUGGGGUUAUCGACCUGUAGGUGUUGGUGCGAUAGAGCUUGAAGGACGGAAAGUGGACAAAAACAGCAUUCGAGCAUCUGCCAAAGAGGGAGAUAAGAAACCGAUUAGCACGACUCACAAGGGCGACGAGGCACUGCCGAUUGGCGAGGCUGAUUCAACUGCUGGCACGAAUAAUGUGAGCCUGGAAAAAGAACUGGGCUUCGACAAGAAGCAGCUGCAACAGAGAGGCCUUCCAGACGAUUUGGAUUGGGUUGCCAAUGAGUGUGUACAGGGAUAUCAGAGUAUGGGAUCUCACAAAGACACAGCCCAAGUUCACCCCUACCAAUUCACGACGAGUAUGGCAGAGCUGGCAGCAGAAAAAGGCGUGAAUAUCGUACUCGGAAAGUGCGAGCAGGUAGUUGUGGAAGGUGGUGUUGCUAAAGCUGUUAAGUAUAGCACAAAGGCCACAGGAGAGACUGAGACCAUCGAAGACGUCACAGAUGUCAUUGUCACUGCUGGACCUUGGAGUAAAAAGGUAGACCUGCCGAAGAACUUCAAGGAGGGUAGCAAGAGCAAGGCCAUGAGCGUCACACCUGAAAUAUAUGCACGGCCUAAUAAUGAGCUUUAUGCUUGUGGUGAGGGUGAUCAUCAGGUUCCGUUACCAGAGACGAGCGCAGAAGUAGAAGUCGACGACAAGCGCUGUCAAGACAUCGUGGACUAUUGUGCUAGCUUCUCAGAUGAGAUGAGGGAUGGUGAGGUGCUGGUCAAGCAGGCCUGUUACCUGCCUCAGGUAGAGUAUGGUAAUGGACCACUGAUUGGUAGAACGAGAACGAAAGGAGUUUGGCUUGCUGCUGGACACACAUGUUGGGGGAUCCAGAACGGCCCUGCUACAGGCAAACUGAUGAAUAACCCUCAUCCCUCCGUUACAGCAGAAGCUACAUUUCCAGUCUCAAACAGCCCUCGCGUAUGGGUGAUCAGCAGCGCCGACACCCCAGUCGGCAUCUCACUCCUCCGCCGUAUCCUAACCCACGGCGACUUUCUAGUAGCAGGUAUCGACCAAGCAGCCUUUGAGUCCAACGCCCCAAAAUCGAAAGGCUUCAAAGAAGUCCUCACUGAGAUCGCACACUAUCCCAGUCGCAAAGAUUGGCAAACGCGGUUGAAAGUCGUUAGUUUGGACUUGGCGAGCACGGCACAGUGUCAGGCCGCCAUUGCGACGGGAAUCAGUGCAUGGGGAAAAGUCGAUAUUCUGUUCUGCUGCACGAGUACUACGGUUCUUGGUGCGGUGGAGGAACUUGCAGCGCCCGAACAUGCUGGUCUUGUCAGGAAUCAGUUUGAGACGAAUUUCUAUGGACCGGUGAAUCUAAUCAGAGCUACGAUAUCAGAUAUGCGCAGGCAGACACAUGGACAUAUCAUUGUGCUUACUGGGAUUUCCGGGCAUCUGGGUACGCCUGGGUUGGGGGUAUAUUGUAGCAGUCAGUGGGCUCUUGAGGGCUUCUGUGAUAGCAUUGCGUAUGAGGUUGCGCCAUUUGGUAUCAAGGUUACGGUUGUGCAGAGUAGCGUUGAAAUCGGCAUUCUGACCAACGUCGUUACCGCUGCACCAGCCAUGCCUGAAUACAUGAGUGGUGAUCGGGAAGAUGGUACUCAUGGAGCACCUCUAUUCAGGGGCAUCCUCGAGGGAAUACUUAAUAGACUACCAGGAACGAAGGUACAUCACUCUGAGCCAGAAGCUGAAACCGACAAUGCUAUGAGUCAGCGAGGAGAAAACGCAGACACCAGUCCAAGCAAAACAUCAGAGUCUGGUCGAACGUCAGGCUCAAUCAACUUCACCACUUCAACUACGACAGUGUCCCUUUUCCCUCCACUCAGCUGUGCACAUACCGAAAGGCUUGUCGCCGAGACAGUGCAUGCCAUCACUGCAAUCGGUGGGCAUGAGAACCCACCGGCACGUCACAUAGUGGGUAUCGAGGGAGUAGCAAGCGUGAAGGAGAAGUUGAAGACUGUGAGUGAGGAGCUCGAAGAAUUCGUAGAUACAAGUACGAGCGCCGACUGUGAUAGGGUUGGAGAUAAGAGGAGACGUGGAGACGAUGCAGAAGUGGGAGGUGGAGCUAGAACAAAUGGGGCUGGGCAUGAUCAAAGCUGGGAUGAACAUGUUCAGUCCAUGCAUGCUGCUGCAAGGGUGCUGCAAAGCAUAUGA
This is a messenger RNA of Lithohypha guttulata, 2445 nucleotides long. RefSeq lists its product as uncharacterized. Lineage: Eukaryota; Fungi; Ascomycota; Eurotiomycetes; Chaetothyriales; Trichomeriaceae. Gene Ontology annotation, cellular component: late endosome; cytoplasm. The transcript has 3 exons. The record is from RefSeq and is a predicted model, not a curated record. Gene Ontology annotation, biological process: retrograde transport, endosome to Golgi. Gene Ontology annotation, molecular function: oxidoreductase activity. The coding region runs from base 1 to 2445 and encodes 814 amino acids.